Messenger RNA from Puntigrus tetrazona (Sumatra barb), 6739 nucleotides. RefSeq names its product neuregulin 2a (gene nrg2a). Lineage: Eukaryota; Metazoa; Chordata; Actinopteri; Cypriniformes; Cyprinidae. The record is from RefSeq and is a predicted model, not a curated record. The transcript has 12 exons. The coding region runs from base 1436 to 3661 and encodes 741 amino acids. Gene Ontology annotation, biological process: nervous system development; animal organ development; intracellular signal transduction. Gene Ontology annotation, molecular function: signaling receptor binding.
GCAUUACCCAUGAUUCCCCGCAGUCAUCUUACAAGUUAGAAAGGUGUCGUGGCUUCCUCCGUGUGCGCACAGAACAGCAGAUGUCGCCCUCAGUGAAGUUGUAGCUGCGCUCCUUUGCAGAUCCACAGGUUCAGCCUUCGUUCAGCGCGUGAUUUAGUUAUUUUGGGUAUCGUUCCCAACCGGUUAAAGUGUAACGUUGAUAUUUGUCAUCUCUUUUGCAACAUUUCGCGCUCGCCAAGUAAUGCUUUACCAUCCAGCGCACAUAUUUAGCGUUUGAUGCAGUCCGCUGCCACGUCCGUGAUGGUCCUUCGUUUCGUUUGUUAAAAAUGUUCUCAUUCGUCCAGGCAUCGGCAAUGCAACGGAUACCAGACGUAGCCUAUGGAUUUGAUUUGAUGCAACGCCUCACUAUCGUUUUUUUUCCCCCCUCUCUCUGAGGCAUAACGGCGAAUGUGACCUGAAUGCAGGGCAUGAUUUAGUAAUGGAAUGAGACGCAAAACUCAUUCAAAGCUCAUUCGUUCGCACCGUUAGCAAUCGCGCUCAAAGCAGCGCAAACCUCUGCGGCGCUCUAACGAUUUACGGGGAGGUUUUGAGGCGGGCGCUUCUCUGCACCAUACAUUUUGGUGGUUUUCCCCCGCUUUUUUCUUUUUUUUCUUUUCUUUUCUUUUCUUUUUUUUUAAUUCGAUGAGGAUCGGCGAUGGGAGAGAUCAUGGAUUGAUCAUUUUUCUCGGGGUGUCGGAGACUAAAGACGCACACGCCGGCGCAUGGGCGUUCGUUUCAGCACCCCAGCCGUGAAUCUGCCGUUUGUGCGGGGAAUCUUGCCCUGAUAGAUCGGGGUGGCGGAUAGAGAGAGAGACAGAGAGAGAGAGAGAGAGAGAGAGAGAGAGAGAGAGAGAGAGAGAGACGGGGCGCGAGGGAUACGGCGACGGCGUUUUUGUCGCUACGAAAGUGGAUUCUUACGACGCUUGUGCUGAGGGGAUAUCGAAAGUAGCCCUAAUAGUUUACUGCAGCAUUUCACAUUCGACUGCAGUGGAAGAUCCACAGCAGCCGGUGGCGAGCAGGGCGCGCUCACCACUGCAAUUUCGGGGCAGAGAUUGACUGGCGGCGUCUUGCGGAUGCCCGCUCGUGUCUUCGGAGGAGGCAGCGUCCGCGACUUUCCCUGCGUUUUACGAUGCGCUUCGGAAGAAUGCAGUUGAGGGAUCUGUAUUAACCCAGCAGCGUUACGCCGUUUCCGGUUUCCAGCUGGUGUUUCCCGAUUGCAAAUCUAUCGGAAAAAAGCAGCGGAUCCCGAUGGCAUGGACACUUACGCAAGGUCUGCCGCGCCGCCGUGCUACUGGAGCCUAUUCGCAGUCUCUUCAGCCUUCAACCCAGCUCCACCGCCAUCGCCCCGCAGCCCUGCCGCAACGCGACCACCGACCAUCGAGCCAAAGCAGGCGGCAUGAGGAGGCUUGAUUCGGUACACUUAUCCAUGCUGCUCAUCGGGGUCUCCUUCGCCUGCUACUCCCCGAGUCUGAAUUCCCUGCAGGACCAGGCUUACAGAUCCGCCGUGGUGAUCGAGGGCAAGGUGCAGUCCGCGCCUCAGAACGUCUCAGCGGAGCCGUACAGUGUGAAUGUCAAAGUCCUGGACGUGUGGCCGCGAAACAGCGGGGGUCUGGAGCGGGAGCAGCUCGUCACCGUGGGGGAAUUUGGCUCGGAGGCUCCGUGCGCCAAAGUGAAGAAGAAUCACAAGUAUAUAUUUUUCAUGGACCCAACUGAUGAACCCUUGGUUUUUAAAGCGUCGUUUGCGCCCUUAGAUACAAGUGGGAAAAACCUGAAAAAAGAUGUUGGGAGGAUCUUGUGUGAAGACUGCGAGGGUAAGAAGAGGGAACGGAAUGGGAGAAAAAGAGGAGGAAAGAAAGGACGCAAGGAGAACAUCGAUCCCACAGAAGCUGCUGCUCCCUCACUGAAGCGCAUGAAAAAUCCUGUGUUGGUGGACGAAGGAAGCAGGCUGAUUGUGAGGUGUGAGGCCUCUGGCAACCCCACCCCGCAGUACAAGUGGUACAAAGAUGGCGUAGAACUGAAGAAGAGCAAAGAGAUCAAAAUUUCCAGGAACAGCAAGAAAACUUCCAAAGUUCAGAUCAGCAGCGCAAAGCUGGAGGAUUCUGGGAAUUACACAUGCGUGGCAGGGAAUAUUCUGGGGAAGGACAACGGCACCAGUACAGUGCACGUACAAAGCAUAACCACAACGUUAUCUCCGGGUUCCGGCCACGCCAGAAGAUGCAACGAGUCAGAGAAGGCGUACUGCGUGAAUGGCGGCGACUGUUACUACAUACAUGGUAUAAAUCGGCUAUCCUGCAAGUGUCCAAAUGACUUUACUGGUGAUCGCUGUCAAACCUACGUUAUGGCCAGUUUCUACCAGUCUCUUGGGAUUGAAUUUAUGGAGGCAGAGGAGCUCUAUCAGAAGAGAGUCCUGACAAUCACCGGCAUCUGUGUGGCUCUUUUGGUGGUGGGCAUAGUCUGUGUGGUGGCCUACUGCAAAACCAACCUCCCCCCCAGGAAACAGAGGAAGAAGAUGCACAAUCAUCUGAGGCAGAACAUUUAUGUGGAUCAUCCCAACCGCAACCUGGCCAACGGACCCAAUCACCCAGGACCUGGUCCUGAGGAGAUACCCAUGGUUGAUUAUAUCUCCAAAAAUGUACCGGCGACCGAGAGAGUCAUAAGACACGGAGCAGAGGCACCUUUUCCUGGCAGCCGGCAGUCUUCCAGAUCCCACAACUCCUCCACCCGAGCUCAUUCCUCCACUCACAGACAUGAAGGGAGAACGUGGAGUCUGGAGCGAACAGACAGCGUCCUCUCCGACUGUCCCUCCGGCAUGAUGUCGUCCUCAGUGGGGACCAGUAAAUGCAACAGUCCUGCGUGCAUGGAGGCGCGGGCCAGGCGUGCCGCACACUGUGGCUUUACUGAGCCCCACCGGCCGGCCCUGCAGUACGGCGACUCUUUCGACUCGCUUGGGGACUCUCCGCAUAGCGACAGGUACGUGUCGGCGCUGACCACUCCAGCUCGCCUGUCUCCUGUGGACUUCCAUUACUCACUGCCCCCGCAGGUGCCUACCUUCCAGAUCACGUCUCCCAACGCCAGCCACGCCAUGUCUCUGCCCCCCGCCGCCCACGCCCCCUACCCGCCGGAGGAGGACCAGCCACUGCUGCGGCGCUACCAGGUGCCCCUGCACGAGGCCCGGGGCCACGAGCCCUACCGGCAGCAGCAGCGCGGCAGCUACCUGCGAGACAGCACCGGCAGCCUUCCCUCCAGCCCCUACCGGCUGGCUCAGGAGGAAGAGUACGAGAGCACCCAGGAGUACCUCUCCUCGAUGGAGCAACCAAAGAGAAGCAGUCGGCGCUGGCGCAGGUCCAGACUCAACGGCCACGUGGCGCCGCGCGGCUACCAGCCGUCCCGGGACUUGGGCUCGCGCAGCUGCCUGUCGGACAGUGACUCGGAGGAAGAGGAAGGUGAGAGCACGCCCUUCCUCAGUAUGCAGAACAUGAACACCGCCGAGCCCGUCACCCUCUACAGGCCCAUGCCCGACACGCAGACUUCUCACGCCCAGAGCGGGCGGCACGGGCCACGCGCCAACACACAGACCAGACUGACGCACUCACGCUCCAAACCGGACAAUGCACCCCACUAGAGAGACCGCCACCUAUCCACAAAAAAAACCCCGAUCUACUAUAGACAUGCACCUAUAAGAAAUAUUUUUAUUUUAUAUAACUGACAGAUAUUAUAAACAAAUGAAAUAUUUAUUUUCAUUUUAGCAAAAGUUGUCUACUAGUUAACAGCAAAGACUUUUUUUAUAGGGAAAACUCUAUUUAUAUGUACAUUUUGAUUUACAGCAUAAAAAAGAUGUGCCAAUUUUUUCACAACUUAAAAAAAAAAAAAAUAGAGUAAUAUUGUGGUGCCUUUUGCUGUAUGCUGAGGGCCAGAGGGCCAGUGGAGUUUUUUGUAGCCUUUCUUAUACGGACGCCUCAUUUUUUAUACUCGUUUACUCUUUUGUUGUCUCUUUUUGGCCUUUUUUCCUUACUUUCCUUUCCAGGUUGUGUUCUUUUGGGAGCUGACCCCAUUUGAACUGUGACAUCCCCACCCCACCCCUCACCCCCCUUCCCACCAUCAUGCAAUAUAAACCACUCUAACAUAAGGUGUAUGUUUACAUGAAUUUGAUCCACAGAGAUGUUUUAUGAUCAUGUUGCUUUGCCAACAGGAAAUCGAUGACAAAUGCAAUCGGGGGUUCGGAAAGAAAAAAAAAAAAAAGUACGAGUGUGCGUGCGCGUGCAUGAGUGUGUGCGUGUGUGCGUGUGUGUGAACGACCAAAUGCGAGAGGCCUCUAAAUGACUGUGGCUCUGAGAAAUAUGCUGCUGUUGUGUAGACUUGCGCAUGUGGGCACUUGAUGUCGUCUUAAAGAUGCACCGCCUUGACUUGCUUUGCAUCCCUACAGGGUAAAGGUGCGGUCACAUUUACCGUUUUUCUGCGAAUCUUCGUGGGCGAAAUCCAGGUUCACGGCCGCAUUGACCAACAGAAAUGAGUUUGGUUCGAAAGUGACUCUUUUUUGUUUUGCCCUCCCUUUUUCGCUUAAUGUGACCGCACCUUGAGGUUUGUCACACGGAAGCCUUCUCUUUCCAAAGGUGGAUCGUGGGUUAAAUGUGAGGGGGCCGUGGGCCGGGCUGUCAGUGCUAAUAGCUUUUGACAGAUAACAAAGAAAUAAAGAACAUAUAGUCUCUCCCACUCAACCCACUUUCCCGUCACUCAGUCGAAUCGCCCUCAUUAUCAGCACAUCCAUCCGGUUAGAGCGGCCAGUGAAGAGAUAGACUGGAGGGAUGGAAGGCCUCACAGCGUCUCAGGACCUCACUCCACUGCACAUCUUCCUCUAGCGCGGGACUGAAGAGAGACUGACAGCAGGCUGAUGGAUGUGUCCGCUCCACCGAUUGGUCCUGGUACUUUGGGACAGGGAGAGCAAAGGGGCCGUUCACACGGGACACUUUCUUGUGUUGCUUUGAUGCAUUCCAUUUCAAAAUGGGAUAUUCCUUUUUGAUAUUUCCGACUUGUGAUCAUAACGGCCCAACUUUUGGGGCGUAAAGAAAAGGUGUAUAGCUUUUUUCACAUACAUACAACACAUAUAUAUGUAGUAAUAUUAUUUAUUCUAUUAUUUACAAUACAUUUAAAAUAUAUAUAUAUAUUUUUUUCUUUUGUUUGUGCCAUGAAUGUCACAUUUUCAGACGCCAUGUCAAGUUCAGCUGUGGCAUGCAGAAGAGUGAUAAAAUACAGACCGAUCAAAUUGAAUAUGAGGGUGUGAUGAGCAUUGUUUAUAUUUAACAGGAUUCGUGGGUUGGGUUGUGAUAUUUUUUUCAAUUCUGUGCAGGAUUUAGCUGAUUUUAAUGUUCGAUUGAGUCCUGUGUGAACGGUCCUGAAAAGUUCCUGUGCCGAACACACAAUCACAUACACACAAACACAGUCCCAAAUGACAAGACAAAUAGCUGUGAAAAUGAUUAGGGGUCAUUAAAAUACCAAAAUAUGCAAACUUUAUAUUCUACUUGUGUUCUAAUGCAUUUCAUUUUUUGUGUGUGUGUUUAACGUGGAGAUUGCUUGUUUCCUGAUGUUUUUCAUUAAGUCCACAUAUUUCAUAAUUAUUUAAUAUAUUCGCAGUUACUCUAAGACACCAAAUAGUGCAGGUCAUUAUUAUUAUUAUUAUUAUUAUUAUUAUUAUUAUUAUUAUUAUUUUAUAUUGAAUGCUCUACCAUCAGUUUAUCAUUCUUUUUCAUAUGUGGCUCCAUGUCCAUUUUAAAGCACUCGUUGGGCCCAAACCAAACCAGAAACAGCUGUACUGACCGACUCUGUCUGGGUGAAAAUACUCCUACAUUCAGAAACAGUCAGUAUGGAUAAGCCUGAGAUGUACUAAAAUCGGCUGUUUUAACUCUUCGCCUUCGACAAAGAGCGUCCAUAGUCAGCAUCGGCUUUCCUCCUUGUUGUAAAGAUGUGAUGAAUAAUAUGUUGAAGGAGGUGAAGUCCAUUGGUUUUGGCACAGGAAAUCAACACCAAAUAAUAGAGGAAGAUUAGAAAUAGACAGAUACGUGAUAAAUAUGUUUUCAUGCACUUCUUCUAUAAAAAAAAAGAGAGAGCCGAGUUGUGAUUAUUUUGGUGAAAAACCAAUGUAUAAGUCCUGAUAAAAGGGGUGUAAUGCUGUGUUAUGACAGCGAAAUAUAUCGUUUUUUAUUUUAAAUGAAGAGAUGUUUUUUUUUGAAGUUUAAACAGAAAUUAUUUUGAUCCCCUACCUUCCUUCCUUACAUUUUGGGUCUUAUUCGUAUGUUUGAGAAAUGCCAAAAAGACAGUGCUCUAGUUAGUUUAAAUGUGAUAUCGCUACUCAACGGUUAUGUCCUGCCAGUUUAUUUCUAUUUCGUUCCCCCAGCUUGAAACGUCUAAACACCUCACCUCUGCAUGUCCUUGUGGUCAAGGUUAGAUGGGUGCAUGGUACAAGCAGCAGAUGAUUUUUUUCCCCCUCAAGUCAGUGGAAGUGUAUUUUAUUUGACUUUUUAUCAUUCAGCAAUAAAAAAAAAAAGGAAUCUUUUCCCCCACCAUGUCCAUUCUUGGAAAAUGCUAGAGGAUUUAAAAAAGUGAGACAAACACACGCGACUGUCAUAGAUUGUAAAAAUAAAAUGAAAACACGCUGUUCAUAUGAGAAAAUAAAUCUUUCUUGGUAUCAUUUUGACACAUGCCCAUA